CCUCUCGGCCCGAGGCCGGGCGGGGAGACGGGAGGGGGCCCCCAGAGAUGUCCAGGCCGCCGUCGAGGGGGACUUUGGGGAGACCCGCGCCUUUCCCUGCGUCCCCAGCCUGUCCCCUCUUGGAGUCUCGCGUGUCUCCGUCGCUCAGUCGUAUCUCGCCUCCCUCCCCCCUCCCCCUAGAGGUCCCACGGUGCGAGAGGGGGCUGCGCGGCAGACACCCCACCCCUCCACACACCCCUUUAUUGCCUUUCUCUCCUCACCCGGAAUCGCUGCUCCGCAUGGACGGCGAUCAAAUGACUGGGGACCUCAGUCUGCACAUCUGGGAAAUGGGUAGGGCGGUGUAGUGUGUUUGGUGGGGGCUUGGUGGGCAGGCUUAGGUUCAAGUCCAGGUCCAGCCACUUCCCCACAGUCCCAGUGACCCUGCGCGAGUCACUGUACCUUUCUGUGCCCAUUUGUCCUCCCCUCCACGUCUAGCCACACACACCCCCUUCCAGACCGUUCCAGUCCUGCUUCCUGUCUCUUGAUCUCUCUUAGGUCCCUAGAAAACAUUUUUGACCGACUUCCUGUUGUUCGGGGAGUGGACGGGGACCCACCAGGCAGAUGGAAACCCCAAAUUUCCUACAGUUGGUGACCAUGUGUUCCAGGUGUUUGAAAGUCAGAGAAGUGAGGACAGAGACGUGGAGAGACAGGGAGAGAGACAGAGACGUGGAGAGACGCAAAGAGACUUGGAGAGAGACUAAGCAAGGCACUAAGCAGGACAGGACGUGACAAGUGACAAGAAGGACAAGGACAAGCUCGCUGCCCCUGGAGCCCUAGCCCUGCCUUCAUGCCCAGCAGGUGCCCCACCUGGCCCAACCUCCCAGGUAAGCCUCGGCCGGUGCUGCAGGCAGUCUGACUCCGUGCCCCGAGCGACCCAAGAGGAACAUCUGCCGGCGAGAGGAUGGCCCAAGUUCUGCACGCGCCAGCCCCCUUCCCAGGGACCCCCGGCCCGGCGUCCCCGCCCGCCUUCCCCGCCAAGGAGCCCGACCCGCCCUACUCGGUGGAGACGCCCUACGGCUACCGCCUGGACCUGGACUUUCUCAAGUACGUGGACGACAUCGAGAAGGGCCACACCCUGCGGCGCGUGGCCGUGCAGCGCCGGCCGCGCCUGGGCUCGCUGCCGCGCGGCCCCGGCUCCUGGUGGACGUCCACCGAGUCGCUGUGCUCCAACGCCAGCGGGGACAGCCGCCACUCGGCCUACUCGUACUGCGGCCGCGGCUUCUACCCGCAGUACGGCGCGCUGGAGGCGCGCGCGGGCUUCAACCCCCGCGUGGAGCGCACGCUGCUGGGCGCGCGCCGGCGCCUCGAGGACCAGGCGGCCGCGCCGUCGGGCCUGGGCUCCCUGACGCCCAGCGCCGCGGGCUCCACGGGCUCCCUGGUGGGCGUGGGGCUGCCGCCGCCCACGCCGCGGGGCUCGGGGCUGUCCACGCCGGUGGCGCCCAGCGCCGGGCACCUGGCCCACGUGCGCGAGCAGAUGGCGGGCGCGCUGCGCAAGCUGCGGCAGCUGGAGGAGCAGGUGAAGCUGAUCCCCGUGCUGCAGGUGAAGCUGUCGGUGCUGCAGGAGGAGAAGCGGCAGCUCGCCGUGCAGCUGAAGAGCCAGAAGUUCCUGGGCCACCCCGCGGGGCCGCGCGGCCGCGGCGAGCUCUGCCUCGACCUCCCCGAGCCGCCCGAGGACCCCGCGGCGCUCGCGACGCGCAGCGUGGGCACCUGGGUCCGGGAGCGGGACUUGGGCGUGCCCGACGGGGAGGCCGCCCUGGCCGCCAAGGUGGCCGUGCUGGAGACGCAGCUCCAGAAGGCGCUGCAGGAGCUGCGGGCGGCGCAGGCCCGCGGGCGCCCGCGCGCGGCCUGGCCGCCGCCCGACGGCCCGGUCGCCGACACCGUCCGGGUGGUGGAAGGGCCGCGGGAGGUGGAGGUGGCCGCCAGCACGGCCGCCGGCGCCCCCGCGCAGCGCGCCCAGAGCCUGGAGCCCUACGGGGCCGGGCUGCGGGCGCUGGCGACGCCCGGCGCCGCGGAGAGCCCGCCCGUGUUCCGCAGCCACGAGGUCGUGGAGGCCAUGUGCCCGGCCACCGCCGCGCCCACCGGCAACUUCCACGUGGUGAAGAAAAUUAGCAUCACAGAGCAGAGCUGCAACGGGCUGGCAGGUCUCCCACAGGCUCCUGGGGGGUCUUCCUCGCCACCCCCGGAGUCCACGGCGGCCUCCCCGGCGCAGCCGGGGGAGAGUGCAGGCGACACCGCCGACAGGGAGCCCGCCCGGCAGGCAGCCUGCCAGGAGCCCGAGGGGGCCGGGGGUGCAGGCGGGCCCCAGGCCGGCAUCCGGUCCAUCAUGAAGCGGAAAGAAGAGCCGGCAGACCCAGUGGGCCACGCGCGGAGCCUCCAGUUCGUGGGGGUCAACGGCGGGUACGAGUCGUCCUCGGAGGACUCCAGCACGGCGGAGAACAUCUCAGACGGCGACAGCACGGAGAACGAGGCCCCCGAGCCGGAGGAGAGGGUGCCGAGUGCGGCCGCAGCCCCCUGGCUCAGGCCCGCGGGGACAGCGACAGCCAAGACCGGCCGGCAGGAAUGCCAGCUGUCCCGGGAGUCCCAGCACGUGCCCACAGCCAAGGGGGCUGCGGGCUCUAACACGGAGGACGAGAUCCGGAUGGAGCUGAGCCCAGACCUCAUCUCAGCCUGCUUGGCCUUGGAAAAGUACCUGGACGACCCCAACGCCCUCACCGAGCGGGAGCUGAAAGUGGCCUACACCACGGUGCUGCAGGAGUGGCUGCGCCUGGCCUGCCGCAGCGACGCGCACCCCGAGCUCGUGCGGCGCCACCUGGUCACCUUCCGGGCCAUGUCGGCGCGGCUGCUGGACUACGUGGUCAACAUCGCCGACGGCAACGGGAACACGGCGCUGCACUACUCUGUGUCCCACGCCAACUUCCCCGUCGUGCGGCAGCUGCUCGACAGCGGUGUCUGCCAGGUGGACAAGCAGAACCGCGCCGGCUACAGCCCCAUCAUGCUCACGGCCCUGGCCACUCUGAAGACCCAGGAUGACAUCGAGACCGUCCUGCAGCUCUUCCGGCUCGGCAACGUCAACGCCAAAGCCAGCCAGGUACGGCCGCGGACCCGGCAGCCUGCCCGCCUCCCGCGCCCUGCCUGCGCCCCGCCCACGAAGGCGCAGGAUGCGAUUUUUGUUUGUUUCUUUGUCGUUUACAUUGCGGACGUCAACCUGCAGGACGACGACGGCUCCACGGCCCUCAUGUGCGCCUGCGAGCACGGCCACAGGGAGAUCGCGGGGCUGCUGCUGGCCGUGCCCAGCUGCGACAUCUCCCUGGCCGACCGCGACGGGAGCACGGCCCUGGUGGUGGCCCUGGACGCGGGGCAGAGUGAGAUCGCGUCCAUGCUGUACUCGCGCAUGAACAUCAAGUGCUCGAUCGCCCCGAUGUCGGAUGACGAGAGUCCUGCGUCGUCCUCGGCGGAGGAGUAGCGUCCCCUCGGGCCGGGCAGCCCCGGAGCGAGCCGUCCCCAUAGUCUUCUGUGUCCCCUCCCUGUCCCCGUUCUCCCUGGCCGCCCCCUGCUCACGCUCCCCGAGGCCCAGGUCCCCAAGGCCAGUGGGUUUUUCCACCCACGUCCCUGGGGGGGGCGACCCCCGACGGCGGCGGCAGGACUCCAGCUCCAAGCGGGUUUCCUUGGCACCCGGGUUCAAAGCCGCCGCGGCGUAGACGGACACUGCAUUCUUGUAGGAAUCGGCGCCAGAGGCUGAUGCUGGGCGUGUGGGUUUUAUGGGGAACAUCGAGAACAAUCUCGGCCGGGGGAGGGCGAGAGGGGGAAAAAUACUGUAUUUUUGAGUCAUGGUUGCGGGAAAGGGGGGCGGCCACCAGAUUACUUGUGGCCAGAGUUGAAAGUCACUGGAAUUUGCGUA
Microcebus murinus (gray mouse lemur) is the source of this 3937-nucleotide messenger RNA. The record is from RefSeq and is a predicted model, not a curated record. Lineage: Eukaryota; Metazoa; Chordata; Mammalia; Primates; Cheirogaleidae.